AUGGCGGAGAUCAAGAGCGGCAUCUUUGCAAAGAACGUGCAGAAGCGGAUCAGCCGCGCACAGGAGAAGGUUUUACAGAAGUUGGGGAAAGCCGAUGAGACGAAGGAUGAACAGUUUGAACAGGUCGUGAUCAACUUCAGAAGACAAGAGUCUGAAGGGUCUCGUCUUCAGCGGGAGAUGAAGAAUUACAUGGCUGCUAUUAAAGGGAUGCAGCAGGCGUCCAUAAACCUGACACAGAGUUUACAUGAAGUCUACGAGCCGGACUGGCACGGCAAAGACGAUGUGGUGCUGAUCGGCAAGGACUGUGACGCGCUCUGGGAGGACUUCCACAAUAAGAUCGUGGACUCGACGCUGCUGAACCUGGACGCUUAUCUGACACAAUUUCCAGAUCUGAAGAUCCGCGUGUCCAAACGCAGCCGGAAACUGAUCGACUACGACAGCGCACGACAUCAUGUGGAAACUCUGCAGGCGCAAGGGCUGAAGAGCGACCGCAAGAUGAUCAAGGCAGAGGAGGAGCUGAAAAAAGCUCAGAGAGUUUUUGAAGAUCUGAAUGUGGGACUUCAGGACGAGCUGCCCACACUCUGGGACAGUCGAGUUCAGUUUUACAUCGACAUGUUCAAAAGUGUAACGACACUGGAGACCAAGUUCCACAGAGAGAUUUCACUGGUGUGCCGGCAGCUGUAUGAGGUCAUGACCAAACUCGCCGAACAACAUCCGGACAAAAUGUUCAACAUCCAGGGAGCUCCGAGUGACUCUGGUCCGCUGCGUCUGGCCAGGACUCCUUCUCCUCCUGAAGACGAUUCUCCUCCAGAUUCUCCAGAAGUGAAUCACCUGAGACCCGUGUCCCCAGGGCCACCCCGACCCAAGAGCCCGAGCCAGGCCAGAGGUCCGCCUGUCCCACUACCGCCCAAAGUCUCGCCUCCAAAAGAAGAACAGAUCAUCGACCUGUUCGGGGGAGAGUUCCUGCCUGCCCCCUCCCCCUCCCAACCCAACGACCGGCCCGGCGAGUCCCUAUUGGACCUGGACCUGGACUCCUUUCAGUUGGAUGAAAACGUGGCUCCAAUUCCUCAGACCGCUGUGCCCUGGGACAUGUGGGCGGGUGACCAGCAGCAAGACCAGCAGAACUUCGUCUGCAGCUGGGCUGCGUUCAGUUCAGACCAGAACCAAGACCAGAAACAAGACCAGAAACAAGACCAGAACCUAGACCAGAACCUAGACCAGAACCUAGUCCAGAACCCAGACCAGAAAGCAGAACAGAACCAAGACCCAGCACCACAACAAAUACCAAACCAGAACCAGGCCUUAGAUCCAGGCCUGGACUUUGGGAAUCUCCGGAGAGAGUCCACCCCAGACCCUGACAGACUGCUGAGACCCCCCAGUCCUGAAGGAUCCGGCUCGGACUAUGAGACUGCAGAGGAGGGCCCGGACCACAGACCAGACCAGAGACCAGAGCCUGAACUAGACCACAGACCAGAACCAGACCACAGACAUGAACCAGAACCAGACCAAUGGGGAGACCAUCAAGACCUCUCAGUAGAUCUUGAGCGAGACCCAAAUCUGGCCCAAGCCACACACCUGGGACUUGGUUCAGACCCAAAUCCAGUUGUGGACCAGGUGUCGUUCGACUCAAUGUUAGUGUCCGGGUUUAGUUCAGGUUUUGACUCGGACCCAUUUGCUGAGACACAACCCGGUUUUGGACCCGAUCCGUUCAGCUUUGGGGCAGAUUUCGGAAUGGUACCUGGUCUGGACCUGGGACCCACAGAGUCUGGACACAAUCUUCAGUCUGAUGAAGACGAAGUGACGAAUCAGAGACUGGGAUCAAUGUACCAUCACCAAGACCAGUCAGCCAAUGCCUUCAAUGGAUUCUCCUCUGAGGCCGGGGCUUCAUCAUUCUUUGCCGAUUUUGAUAAAAUGAAUCAGGCCACGCCCACUGCAGAGGUGGAGGGGCCUAAAGACGACGUGGACACGACUACACCAGGGGAGGAGGCUAAAGCUGAACAGCAGCCAAUAGAAACACAGGAGACAGAGCCAAUGGAAGAGCAGCCAUCCAGGGACCUGAGUCAAGUCCCAGAGCUGGACCAGGACCCAGAACCGGUGCCAGUCCAGGACCUAGAACAGGAGACAGACCAGGACCUAGAACCAAAGCCAAACAAGGACCUAGAACCAGAGCCAGGCCUGGACCUAGAACCAGAGCCAGACCGCGAGCCAGCACUGGAGCCAGACCGAGAGCCAGCAUUGGAGCCAGACCGGGAGCCAGACCUGGAGCCAGAACUGGAGCCAGAACUGGAGUCAGAACUGGAGCCAGAUCAGGAAACCAUGGCCAUCCCGUCUGUGGUCAUUGAACCAGCGUCAAGUAACGAAGGCGACGAUGACCGUGAUGCUGACAUUAUCAGUCCCACAGUCGCCGCCGGAAACAGCUCCGCCCCCAUUUUACAACACAUCGGGCCAAGCGACGGGACCCUACCCCAGGACUUCCUCUACAAGGUGGAGACAAUGCACGACUUUGAAGCGGCAAAUUCAGACGAACUGGAGCUGAAACGAGGAGAUGUGGUUCUGGUGGUGCCCACACUCAGUCAGGAGGACCAGGAAGCUGGUUGGCUUACAGGCAUAAAGCUCUCUGAUUGGUCAGCCCUGGGGGUGAGCGCUCAUCGAGGGCUGUUCCCCGAAAACUUCAUCCAGCGGCUGAACUGA
Molecule: messenger RNA, 2691 nt
Organism: Knipowitschia caucasica
Lineage: Eukaryota; Metazoa; Chordata; Actinopteri; Gobiiformes; Gobiidae
Source: the annotation of a GenBank genome assembly